This is a messenger RNA of Glarea lozoyensis ATCC 20868, 1710 nucleotides long. Its product is annotated as TrmE connector. Gene Ontology annotation, cellular component: cytoplasm; mitochondrion. Gene Ontology annotation, molecular function: GTP binding; GTPase activity; protein binding. Lineage: Eukaryota; Fungi; Ascomycota; Leotiomycetes; Helotiales; Helotiaceae. The record is from RefSeq and is a predicted model, not a curated record. The coding region runs from base 1 to 1710 and encodes 569 amino acids. Gene Ontology annotation, biological process: tRNA wobble uridine modification; tRNA methylation. The transcript is spliced from 3 exons.
AUGCUGCAAAAUGUUCUGAAAAGAGCAAUCUCAUGCAAUCGCAACUUCUGCCAAGGACAAUGGCGGCAAUGGAAGAAUCCUACGCAAUUACGGGCAGCGAGCAUAGCAUCAAACGGCCUUUCGAAAGUUAAUCGUCACCACAAGCCGAAGGCUGUCAACUACGAUAAUUUCACUCGAAAUGAUGAAGAGACAAUAUAUGCCCUUUCAUCCGGUGCUGGUAGAGCUGGAAUUGCGGUGAUUCGGAUAUCUGGGCCAGCAUGCGACGAUAUAUGUGAAGGGCUAUGCAGCGAACUGGAGAAGAACUUAAAGCCGCGCUACGCUUCUGUGCGAACGCUCUACGACCCAUCGGACACCACGAACGUACUGGACUCUCAAGCGGUUGUUAUCAAGCUCCCGGCACCGCGAACUCAAACUGGAGAAGAUAUGGUGGAAUUUCAUGUACACGGCGGUAAUGCAACCGUUAAGGCGGUUCUGGAAGGCAUCGCGGCGGUUAAGUCGCGGCACAAUAUCCGUUACGCUGAAGCUGGAGAAUUUACCCGUCGAGGAUUUACGAAUGGGAAGCUUGAUUUAUCACAGGUCGAAGCUUUGAGCAAUCAACUGUCCGCCGAGACGGAGCAACAACGUCGCGCUGCUGUGAAAGGGUCCUCUAAAUAUCUGGGGACACUUUAUGAAAGCUGGCGGAAGUCACUACUUGAUGCGCGGGGAGAAAUGGAGGCAUUGAUUGAUUUUUCGGAAGACCAGCAUUUCGAUGAGUCCCCAGCUGAAUUGUUGAGUGGUAUCUCGGAGAAAGUUCGAGAUAUGCAAAAGUCCAUUGUGCAGCAUGAGGAUGCAAGCACUCGUGGCGAGUUGCUCCGUCGUGGUAUUCGAAUAUCUCUUCUUGGUGCACCGAACGCUGGAAAAAGUUCUCUGCUCAAUCAAAUUGUUGGUCGCGAGGCAUCCAUUGUUAGUCAAGAGCCUGGUACCACCCGGGAUAUAGUAGAGGUCAGUCUUGAUAUACGGGGUUACCUUUGCACUUUUGCCGACACAGCUGGUCUACGAACGGAAGAAAAUGCGACGAGUGCGGGAGUCGAAGCCACUGAACAUAAGAUUAGUUCGAUCGAACAAGAGGGAAUUCGUCGAGCAAAAGCUAAAGCGUCUGAAUCCGACCUGGUCAUUGCACUUGCAUCAGUCGAGCAAUCUGCCUCAUCAGGUAAACUUGAACUCAAGUAUGAUCCGGAAGCGCUUUCUCUUGCCGCUGCAGCUCCGAAUUCUCUUAUUGUAAUCAACAAAUGGGAUCUUGUGCCGAUCGACAAAGAAGACCAGUUGAUCAGCAAGUUUAAGAUACAUACAGAGGAACUUACUGGCCCAAGUACUCGUAUAGUUAUGAUUUCUUGCCGAGAAGCGGAGAGCACGAAAGGCGAAAGGGGCGGCAUCGACAAUCUAGUUGAAGUGCUCGCUACUAAUUUUCAAGGAAUGACAGAGCUGAGACCUGAUCUCCAAGAUCUGCUUGGAGUUACGGAACGGUCACGUCAACUUCUCGUCAAAACUUCUGAGUCGCUUGAAGCCUAUCUGGAGGAGGCGAGUGACGAAAGCAAUGAGGCUGAUAUUGUCAUUGCUGCCGAGCAUCUGAGAGAUGCGGCACAAAGCCUUGCGCGUAUUACCGGCAAAACAGUGAGUGAUGUGGAAGAGGUUCUGGGUGUUGUAUUUGAAAAAUUCUGUGUAGGAAAAUAA